UCCAGCUCGCCAAUUGCAAGUGAGCAACGGAGAAGGAUGCCUUGGCCGGGCGACUAUUAAUAUGGAAGGCCACGGCCAGGACCAGGAGCUCCGUCUUCUGCCUGGCUUGCUCACCCACCUGAGUGUGCAAGGCCGCCCGAGUGUGCCAACCAGGCUGGAGUGGGGUUUUUGGGGUGCUUGGAAGGAGAGACCAAACACGGGCACCGUCGUCGUCUUGCAUUGCAUCCAUCAUCUCUAAAGUUGCAGCGUAGAAAGUCCACCGGCCGCGAUGUCCAGAAAUGGGUACUUCUUUGAAGAAACAGGUUACCUGAAGUGCGAUACGGACGAUGGCUGUGACAACAAAGAGGAGGUGGGAGGCGAAGAACUCUUUGACACGGUCAACUCCUCCAUCGUGUCGGGCGAGAGCAUCCGGUUCUUCGUGAACGUCAACUUGGACGUUCAACAGAACGUCGCAGCAGAAAGCGACGGCUCUGGGUGCGUUUUAUUGCACACAUCGAGAAAAUACCUAAAAUUAAAGAAUUUUGAAGAGGAGGUCAGAGCCCACCGCGAUCUGGACGGCUUCCUGGCCAGAGCGAGCAUCAUUCUGGACGAGACGGCCACGUCACUGGACGACGUUUUGCGGGAGAUGUUAAAACACUUUGCCGAAGACUCCGACAACUCAGAGCCGAGCUGCAACUUUGACAAAAUUAUGAGCACUUUAUUCACCGAUUCGGGGACCCCCAGAGAGGGGAAUGUUCACCUUUUAUCGGACACAAUUCAGGGGGUGACCGCCACAGUCACCGGGAUCCAGUAUCAGCAGUCGUGGCUCUGUAUCAUUUGCACUAUAAAAUCCCUCCAGCGCCGUCACGUUUGUAUCAGCCGCCUUGAAAGACCCCAGAACUGGGGGGAGAAUUCCUGUGAAGUGAGAUUCGUGAUUUUGGUGCUCGCGCCUCCAAAAAUGAAAAGUACCAAAACAGCCACCGAAGUGGGCCGGACAUUUGCCACCAUGUUUUCGGACAUCACCUUCCGGCAGAAACUUUUGGAAACCAAAACUGAAGAAGAAUUCAAAGAAGCUUUGGUCCACCAACGACACCUGCUGAUGGUGGUCAACCAGAGGCCCUCGGCCAUGACCGAGGACCACAAAGCCCAUGGUCCCAAGCCUCUGAAGCUGCACGAUUUCUUCAAUGUUGGCAAAGGGAUUUUUGAUGACAUUGCUAGAAGGCUUCCAGUGUACGCUCUGGACUUCACUGACGGCAUUAUUGGCAACAACAAAGCGAUAGGGAAAUACAUCACCACCAUGAUCUUCCUCUAUUUUGCCUGCCUCCUACCAACCAUUGCUUUCGGGUCCCUGAAUGACGAGAACACCGAGGGGGUCAUAGAUGUGCAAAAGUCAAUUGUGGGCCAGUGCAUCGGUGGCCUGCUUUACGCGCUCUUCGCCGGCCAGCCACUAGUGGUGCUUUUAACUACGGCUCCUUUGGCACUGUAUAUCAACGUGAUCAAAGGAAUCUGUUACGACUACAAUUUAGAUUUCCGCGCGUUUUACGCAUGGGUCGGUCUCUGGAACAGCUUUUUCCUCGUACUGUACUCUCUCUUCAACUUCAGCCUUGUAAUGAAGCUCUUUAAAAGGUCCACCGAGGAAAUCAUUGCCCUUUUUAUUUCCAUCACCUUCGUCCUCGAUGCCCUUAAAGGAAUCACAAAAGUUUUCACCAACUACUACCACGGCCCAAGACCGCAAACAUUGUCCAUCAACAACACCACCCUCUUGCUGAACAUCUCGACAGAACGUCCCUCGAUGGGAAAUGAGAGCGACAGUCCUUCGGACACCGCGCACGAGGGUCGAGAAACUGCCGUCCUGAGUCUGAUGCUCAUGCUGGGCACCUUGUGGCUUGGGCACACACUCUAUCAGUUCAAGAAAAGCCCAUACCUCCAUCCCCGCGUCCGCGAAAUCCUGUCGGAUUGUGCGCUGCCGAUUUCCGUCCUCACCUUCUCCGUGAUCGGAUCCCACUUCUUCGCGGAAAUAAAAAUGUCCAAAUUUAACUACAAUCAGUCGGAGAGCUUGUUCGUCCUGGCGCCCUUGAAAGAUCUCCACCUGGGCUCGGUCAUGAGCGCGAUGGGUCUGGGCUUCUUGCUGUCCAUGCUCUUCUUCAUCGAGCAAAACAUCGUGGCCUCGCUCACCAAUGCACCUGAGAACAGGUUGGUGAAGGGAACAGCCUAUCACUGGGACCUGCUCCUGGUAGCGCUGAUCAACACGGGCCUGUCCGUCUUCGGAUUACCCUGGAUCCACGCUGCCUUUCCUCACUCGCCGAUGCACGUCCGGGCCCUGGCUUACGUCGAGGAAAGGGUUGAGAACGGACACAUCUACGAGACGAUUGUGAGUGUGAAGGAGACCCGGCUGACCACGUUGGUGGCCAACUCUUUGGUGGGCCUGUCGCUCCUGCUGCUUCCUUUCCCCCUCCAGCUGAUCCCGAAGCCGGUCCUCUACGGACUCUUCCUCUACAUCGCCUUCACCUCCAUCGAUGGGAACCAGCUCUUUGAGAGGGUGGCUCUCUUGCUCAAGGAGCAGACGGCCUAUCCUCCCACCCAUUACAUCCGCCGGGUGCCCCAGAGGAAGAUCCACUAUUUCACCGGCCUGCAGGUGCUCCAGCUCCUCAUUCUCUGCAGCUUCGGGAUGUCCCCUCUGCCCUACAUGAAGAUGAUUUUCCCGCUCAUUAUGAUCGGAAUGAUCCCGAUCAGAUACAACUUGCUCCCCAGGAUCAUCGAAGCGAAAUAUUUGGAUGCCAUGGACGCCGAACACUAACCCCGAUGAUCUCUGUCCUUGCGGUAGUCCGUCGCUCGUUUUGGUCUUCUGGAAUGGAAAGGGGAGCUGCUGACCGACCAGGAGUUGCUCGUUUGGAUGUCGGUCCAUUUCUGCACCUCCUUGGCCGCCUUUCAUUUUGAACUGCACUACAACUACGACCCAAAGUACUGACGCCACUGACCGAUCAAUUGCCCCCUCCCCUGUUUCAGGGUAUGAGGUGGGAGGGGGGGAGAAGAGGCCAGCGAGACCCUCUCCCUUCUUUUAUAUAGACGGAUACGCUCCGGAUCCCUCCUCAAAUGCCCUUUUCCGUUGGACAUGAAUUCUAUGCAACUGGGAGCUUUGUGGUUUAACUUCUUGGUGCCCUAAAUUCGGGUCGUCUUCUGGACGAGAUGCACUCCCGGUGGAUCUCCGGAGCAAGGAGGUCGCUGGAGACGCCCAGGUGACCUCUCUGUGGGAUUUUUUUCCCGGCCUCUCUCUUCCACCAAGGGGGCGUCUCCGCACCACGGCGAGAUUAUCUUGGAAGCUGCUUCUCGUCGGCCAUCGUCUGACUUGGCCCGGCGUCUUUUCCCGAGCAGCCUCGCCCUCCGACGUGCAUCACGACUUGAGCCUUUCUUUCUCCCGGCCCGUAGUCCAGGACUAGAUCCUGUGUACAUAAUUAUACAUAGCGGAAUCUUAAAAAUUUUCUGUAUAUAUUUUGCAUAUAAAUAACCGUAUCCUGGGGGGUUUUCGAUGCCUUUUCCUUUCCAGAGGACUGAGGAAUUUUUGUGCAAUCAGUGUUAACUCGUACUGUAAACGCCCCCUUGCCCUCGUUCAUUUAUUUCCUUCCCCCGUUUUUUUCUCUCUUCUUAUUCUUAACAGCCUGCUGUUUUGUGUUUGGUUUUUCCUUGUUUACAUGGAUUGCCCACCUGAAUAUUUACUUUUGGGGGGGGGGUUGGUUCUGGCCUUUAAAGUCCCAUCUCUGGAUCGCUGCCGGCGUUGGGGGCUGUGGGGUUUGGGGGUGUUUUAUGGGUUUUUGGGGGGGCAGCCUUUCGCAGCUUGGUGCCUUUCCAGUAGGCUGGUAGGGUGGGGGUUGAUUCCCAUCGUCCACAUUUAGCCCAGGAGAAUGGGACCUUGAACCCAAGGCCGUCCAGAGAAGAGUCACCAAAGGAACUAAUCUCGUUGCUUUUUCUUUUUUGGGGGGGGGAUUUCUAUCGUGGGGUUUCUUCCCUGUUCUUUUUUUUUCCCCUCCCCACGAAAAUUGUAUUUCUGGAAUGAUGUUCAAGUUUGUAAUUUUCUCCGGAUUAUCACUUGUUCAUGCAUUGGGCUGUUUUGUCCUCUUUCAGCCCUCCUCCUGAGUCCCGCAAAAGACGAAAAGGAAAGAAAAAGAAAGAAAACACGUGUUAUAUUUGA
Messenger RNA from Crotalus tigris (Tiger rattlesnake), 4165 nucleotides. RefSeq names its product solute carrier family 4 member 11 (gene SLC4A11). Gene Ontology annotation, biological process: monoatomic ion homeostasis; monoatomic anion transport; transmembrane transport. The transcript has 20 exons. Lineage: Eukaryota; Metazoa; Chordata; Lepidosauria; Squamata; Viperidae. Gene Ontology annotation, molecular function: solute:inorganic anion antiporter activity. Gene Ontology annotation, cellular component: basolateral plasma membrane; plasma membrane. The record is from RefSeq and is a predicted model, not a curated record. The coding region runs from base 269 to 2776 and encodes 835 amino acids.